Cyclopterus lumpus (lumpfish) is the source of this 798-nucleotide messenger RNA. RefSeq names its product sporozoite surface protein 2-like. The record is from RefSeq and is a predicted model, not a curated record. The transcript is spliced from 4 exons. NCBI's taxonomy places the organism in Eukaryota, Metazoa, Chordata, Actinopteri, Perciformes, Cyclopteridae. The coding region runs from base 85 to 798 and encodes 237 amino acids.
GGAACACUAGUUUCUCAUUCUGUUGGGCUGUUGUUAGCAGUGACACCAUUUGCAAGCUGUUUAGCUUCAGCUUGAGAUCCCAAAAUGGAUUUUUGUUUUUGUGUGAGAGUGCUUGUGCUCUCACUGUUGACUUUUGGGCAGCAUGUAAAUGCACUCAGCUACAGAAGUGGAAGCUCUAAUUACAUUAAGCCUCACUUUGUUUACACAAGGAAUGACAAACUUCCUUUAGCGGCAGUUUUUGAAAGCUCUGCACAGUCUGGAGGGUUUCUGGGUAGUUCUGGAUCCAGUCACAGUGCAGGUGGGCAAGUAGAUAGGUACAGUCCAGAGGGAAGUGUUUCUAGUUACAGCUCUAGCUCACUGAACAUUCGAAAACCCACACAAAACUCCCAGCAGUCUCGUCAAACCAACCCCAAUGCAAAUGGUGUCUUCCAGACCAAAGCUGGCAUGUGGAAUUUGGGCUCACCCCAGAAUGGAAAAAGAUUUGAGUCUGGUAUUGCUUCAAGUAGGGGAAUUGUUAUGCAUGCUGGUCCUCAGCCCCCUUCCAUACCCGAGCAACUCAGCUACCAGCCCCCUUCUCAGUCCCAGCAGCUUGGCUACCGGGAGCCUGUCUACCCCUCCAGGCCCCAGGAUUCCGUCUACCCCUCCAGGCCCCGGGAUUCCGUCUACCCGUCCAAGCCCCUGCAGCACGACUACCCGUCCAAGCCUCUGCAGCCCGUCUACCCAACCAAGCCCCAGCAGCCCAGAUUCCAGCAGCCCGACUACCCGUCCAAGCCCCUGCAGUUCCUGAACACAUUCUGA